Molecule: messenger RNA, 3363 nt
Organism: Colius striatus (speckled mousebird)
Lineage: Eukaryota; Metazoa; Chordata; Aves; Coliiformes; Coliidae
Gene: SMU1
Product: SMU1 DNA replication regulator and spliceosomal factor
Exons: 12
Coding region: 106-1647 (513 amino acids)
Biological process (GO): mRNA splicing, via spliceosome
Cellular component (GO): precatalytic spliceosome
Molecular function (GO): protein binding
Source: RefSeq, a predicted model, not a curated record
GGAAGCGGCGGAGUCAGAGGCCGGAAGCGGCGGCGGAGGCCCAGUCGUGAAAGGCGCCGGCGGACGCAGCGGAGGCCCAGUCGUGCGAGGCGCCGCCGGGUCAAGAUGUCGAUCGAAAUCGAAUCCUCCGAUGUGAUCCGGCUGAUUAUGCAGUACCUGAAGGAGAACAGCCUCCACCGAGCCCUCGCCACUCUUCAGGAGGAAACUACUGUGUCCCUCAACACUGUGGACAGUAUCGAGAGCUUUGUGGCUGACAUCAACAGUGGACAUUGGGACACGGUUCUGCAGGCCAUACAGUCGCUGAAGCUACCUGACAAGACCCUCAUUGAUCUCUAUGAGCAGGUUGUGCUGGAGUUGAUAGAACUCCGGGAACUAGGCGCUGCCAGGUCUCUCCUGAGACAAACAGAUCCGAUGAUCAUGCUCAAACAGACUCAGCCAGAGCGCUACAUCCACCUCGAGAAUCUUCUGGCCAGAUCUUACUUUGAUCCUCGUGAGGCCUACCCAGAUGGAAGUAGCAAAGAGAAGCGGAGAGCUGCUAUUGCACAAGCUCUAGCUGGAGAAGUCAGCGUUGUACCUCCAUCUCGUCUCAUGGCAUUGUUGGGACAGGCACUGAAAUGGCAGCAGCAUCAGGGCCUGCUUCCUCCUGGUAUGACUAUUGACUUGUUCAGAGGCAAAGCAGCUGUGAAAGAUGUAGAAGAGGAAAAGUUCCCCACACAGCUGAGCAGACAUAUUAAGUUUGGACAGAAGUCCCAUGUGGAGUGUGCUCGAUUUUCCCCAGAUGGACAGUAUCUGGUUACUGGCUCUGUCGAUGGUUUCAUUGAAGUGUGGAAUUUCACUACAGGAAAGAUCAGGAAGGAUCUGAAGUACCAGGCACAAGAUAAUUUUAUGAUGAUGGAUGAUGCAGUGCUGUGUAUGUGCUUUAGCAGAGAUACAGAAAUGCUAGCAACUGGAGCACAAGACGGAAAGAUUAAGGUGUGGAAAAUCCAGAGUGGUCAGUGUCUGAGAAGAUUUGAACGAGCCCACAGCAAAGGUGUUACGUGUCUGAGUUUCUCUAAAGACAGCAGCCAAAUCCUUAGUGCUUCUUUUGACCAGACAAUCAGGAUUCAUGGUUUAAAAUCUGGGAAGACUUUAAAGGAAUUCCGUGGACAUUCUUCCUUCGUCAAUGAAGCUACUUUUACCCAGGAUGGCCACUAUAUCAUCAGUGCAUCCUCUGAUGGCACAGUGAAGGUUUGGAACGUGAAGACAACAGAGUGCUCAAACACCUUCAAAUCUCUUGGCAGCACUGCUGGGACAGACAUUACCGUGAACAGUGUCAUUCUGCUGCCCAAAAACCCGGAACACUUUGUUGUUUGCAACAGAUCAAACACAGUUGUCAUUAUGAAUAUGCAAGGACAGAUUGUCAGAAGCUUCAGCUCUGGUAAGAGAGAAGGCGGUGACUUUGUCUGCUGCGCGCUUUCACCUCGUGGUGAAUGGAUCUACUGUGUUGGUGAAGAUUUUGUGCUCUAUUGCUUCAGCACAGUGACUGGCAAGCUGGAGAGAACUCUGACUGUUCAUGAAAAAGAUGUCAUUGGCAUUGCUCAUCACCCCCACCAGAACCUGAUUGCUACGUACAGUGAAGAUGGCCUCCUCAAGCUCUGGAAGCCAUAGCUUUCUUUUAUAAUGAGCUAGGAAGUGUACCUGUCAGUUGUAGGUUGUUGGUGUCUGUGUGCAGGUCUGAAUGCACAGUGUGAUAUUAGCUCAAUUUUUAGUUCAAGUUUCCAGACAAUUACAUUUUUACUUCUGGGUCCUAAAAAUAGAGCAUCAGUUAAUUUCAAAUACUCUUACUUUUUACCAGAGCAGCUGGGCAACUUCAGCAAGAGUGUUUUUUGUGCCUCCUGAAGUCUGUACUCUUCCUAAGGUGUUUAUAAACAAGUUGAAUGAGCUAGGAACUAUACACACAAGUGGUUGCUGACUUCCUAGAAUACAGUAAAUGUUUUGUGGCUUUUUUUUUCCUUUUUAAUUUGAGUGAAUUAUGAGGAAUGGGAAAGCUGUCUCUUCUCCACCGCUGAGACAAAGGCACAGCUUUUGACAUGCUGAGCCUUUAAAAAUAACUAUUUGUAACAUUGGCUUUUUUAAAAAUAUCACAUACCUGUGGACCUAGAUACAAUGAUACUUUGGUCCCACACUAUGAUAAAAAGCUUUCAGGCUCUUCAGUUUGGAGCAGAGCAUGAUACCAUUUGAAGGCCUCACUAAUGCACAGAGGACACUUCUAAAGCAUGACCUGCAGUUUUCUGCAACAAAAAAUUAAAUUUCUUCUGUAAUUUUGAGACAAAAACACGUAGUUUUGAAUCUGACACAGCUGUUCCCUGUCCUCAUUCUCGUAGAACGCUUUCCUCCAUAUUUUGUUACAAUCUGUCAUCACAGAAAUAGCUUUUCCUUGACUUAGAAAUUAGUUCCAGGUUAAAGAACCUCACAGCUUUUUUCAGUUUGAGGGCUCAAGUGUUGGUUGUCAGCUGGUGACUGACCUGCCCUGGUGCACUGGUGCACUUGGUUGGUCUGUGUUCAUACUCAUCUGAGAACAUGCAAAAAAGUUGCAGUUAAAUUUCUCACACAGCACUGCUUGUUCACUGCAGCUGUAGUGUUUAGUUCCAUGUUUAGCUGUAAUGCUGUUUAUUACUUCCUUGGAUAUGGCAAUAAAAUUAUUUUUUCGAUAGAAAAAAGUGAUUAUUUUUCCUGCCUGAAAAGAUACUGGUGUUUCAGGAACACCAGGCAGUAAUCCUGUCGGGCUCCAUUGGCAGUUAGUACUUUUGAUACAAGAGAAGAUCUUGACAAAAUGUUUUUAAUACUAUGUAGUUAAGUGAUUCAUUUUUGUCUUCAGAUUAUACAGCACUGCUAAUCCUCAAUGUAAACUAAUUCUUACAUUGUUCUUUAAAAUAAAGCCAUUGUAGCAAAUAAAAGUGGCAGAAUCUUGGAUGUUUAAAGAUUGAAAUACAUUCUUUAUCCUAAAAAUAUGAGAAAAUCUGGCAUUUCUUGUGCUUUUUAUUUGUUUUCAUCAAGGUCUCAAGACAAAGUGAAAUGUACUAAUUGUUGCAAUGCAGUAAGGGCAAAAUGUACCUCCUGGACUGAAGCUCUCAUUUAUAAAAUACCUGUCAGUUGGCAGAAAACUACGGUGAUAAUCUUGACAAUGUUGGGGAUUUUUUUUUUUUUUUUUUUAUCUACAGCGUUUUUUUUUCUUUAACUGUAAAUGUCAACUUUUAAAUGUUAUCUAGGAUGAUGUUUUCUCUUUGUAGAAUGAGUGAGAUGUUAUGCCACUUACCUGUAUGUAAAGGCUUGAAUGAGGCAACUUCUUUUGCUUGAACUAACAUUAAAGAACACGUUGACCCA